Alosa alosa (allis shad) is the source of this 4175-nucleotide messenger RNA. RefSeq names its product nuclear receptor subfamily 2, group C, member 2 (gene nr2c2). Gene Ontology annotation, molecular function: RNA polymerase II cis-regulatory region sequence-specific DNA binding; nuclear receptor activity; zinc ion binding. NCBI's taxonomy places the organism in Eukaryota, Metazoa, Chordata, Actinopteri, Clupeiformes, Clupeidae. The record is from RefSeq and is a predicted model, not a curated record. Gene Ontology annotation, biological process: cell differentiation; positive regulation of transcription by RNA polymerase II; anatomical structure development. The transcript has 15 exons. Bases 300 to 2168 code for a protein of 622 amino acids.
GACUGAGCAGACUAGACUGACGUCAGCGCUGUCUGACUCGAGCAGCCCUGGCUCCACUGCUGUACUGUAUGUGCACGAGGAUCGAGAAAAAGGGGAUAGGAGCGCGCAACGAGAGGGAGGAAGAAGAAAAAAACGUCCCAGCACGCUUGCGGAACGGGGUCACGAACUAUGACCUUUCACAGAUGAAAAACAUAAACAAAUACUUUUCAUUAACCCGACUUCCAAAAUCUACGUUGUUUAAUCUUACAGAUGUGGCUGGAAUCACGCCACUCCCACACAACUCAUGACACUACAUCACCAUGACAACCAACAUGGAGGUGCUCACUCAGCAGAUAGUGGCCACUGAUCAGGUUGCUGAGACGUCUCCUUCAGAUUCCUCCGUUAUGAGUGACUCCCCACAACGGAUCCAGAUCAUCUCCACUGACUCUAUAGUCAGUACACCUCAACGUAUACAGAUUGUGACUGACCAGCAGACAGGUCAGAAGAUCCAGAUAGUGACCACUGUGGACCCUACAUGCAACCCCAAGCAGCAAUUUAUCCUGGCAUCGCCUGAUGGCACUGGGGCCAGUAAAGUCAUCCUGGCAUCGCCGGAGAGCCAGAACGCUAAACAGCUCAUCUUUACCACUGCAGACAGCCUGAUGCCUGGCAGAAUACAGAUAGUGGCAGAUGCCGUGUCAGUGGAGAGGCUGCUGGGAAAGGCAGGAGACAUGGGCCGGCCGCAGCCUGUGGAGUACUGUGUGGUCUGUGGAGACAAGGCCUCAGGGAGGCAUUAUGGGGCAGUCAGCUGUGAGGGCUGUAAGGGUUUCUUCAAGCGGAGCGUCCGUAAGAACCUAACCUACAGUUGCCGCAGCAACCAGGACUGCAUAGUCAACAAGCACCACCGAAACCGCUGUCAAUUCUGCCGUCUCAGGAAGUGCCUGGAGAUGGGCAUGAAAAUGGAGUCCGUGCAGAGUGAGAGGAAGCCAGUGGAUCUUCCGAGAGAAAAGCCGGCCAACUGCGCUGCCUCCACAGAGAAGAUCUACAUCCGCAAAGAUCUGCGGAGUCCACUCAUCGCCACGCCAACCUUCAUCACUGAUAAGGAUGGCGCACGUUCAGGUCUGCUGGACCCCGGUAUGCUGGUGAACAUCCAGCAGCCUCUCAUUCAGGCUGAUGGCACGCUACUCCUGGCUACUGACACCAAGGGAGAGUCCAAUCAGGGUGACCUGGGAACGCUCGCCAAUGUUGUGACAUCACUUGCAAACCUGAACGAAUCACUCAACAAUGGAGAUUCUGCCGAUUCACCGCAAGAGGAUCAGUCUACUGAAAUCACACGUGCCUUUGACACGCUGGCUAAAGCUCUGAACCCCAGUGAGGUCGGAGGAGGGCAGAGCCUGGGGGAGGCGGAUUGUGUGGGCGGAGCCACCAUUCAGGUGAUCAGUAGGGACCAGGUGACGCCCAUCAUUGAAGUGGAGGGGCCCCUGCUCACAGACACCCACGUCAGCUUCAAGUUGACGAUGCCCAGUCCAAUGCCAGAGUAUCUGAAUGUUCACUACAUCUGUGAGUCUGCGUCCCGCCUGCUUUUCCUCUCUAUGCACUGGGCACGCUCCAUACCAACAUUUCUCGCUCUUGGACAGGAGUGUCACACGGCGCUGGUACGGGCGUGUUGGAAUGAGCUCUUUACGUUGGGACUGGCACAGUGCUCACAGGUCAUGAAUCUCUCCACCAUCCUGGCAGCAAUCGUCAACCACCUACAGACCAGCAUCCAGGAUGAGAAGCUGUCUAGCGACCGCAUCAAGCUGGUGAUGGAGCACAUCUGGAAGCUGCAGGAGUUCUGCAACAGCAUGGGCAAGCUGGAGACGGAUGGCUAUGAGUACGCCUACCUCAAAGCCAUCGUGCUCUUCAGUCCAGACCACCCCGGCUUGAGUAACAACAGCCAGAUAGAGAAGUUUCAGGAGAAAGCUCAGAUGGAGCUGCAGGACUAUGUGCAGAAGACCUACCCAGAGGACACAUACAGGUUGGCUCGAAUCCUGAUGCGCCUCCCUGCUCUGCGGCUCAUGAGUUCCAGCAUCACGGAGGAGCUCUUCUUUACAGGGCUGAUUGGCAACGUGCCCAUCGACAGCAUCAUCCCCUACAUCCUCAAGAUGGAGACCGCCGACUACAACAGCCAGAUCACGGGCUCCAGCGCGUGACCCUCGUGACCCCCAGGUCACACGGGACCUCACUCUGAACCCACUGCCCUUUUGGCCUUAAAGUGCUUCAGUCCCACAAACCAUGCUCUCCCUCAUUCCAAACAGUGACCCUAAUACAGUACAUAUUCCCUUUUUUUCUUUUUUGGUGGAUGAAUUUUAUGUUUAAUGUAAACACAUUAUGAAAUUUUUACGGUAAUCAUGCUUUAAUCUCAGUAGGCCAUUUUGAGGCGUUUGUUCAAAGCCCUGACGCUCGGCCUGAAUGUUCACUCAGAGAGAUGCGUCACACUUCGUUUCAUGUCCCGGAGCGUCGUGUUCCAGGAGCGCAGCGCUCUGCUCUCUCUCUGGGACUCUCGCGGCUCGAGUCUGGGCCGCAGCUGAUGCCAGCGAUUCGUUUUCUACGCUUCGUAGAAUAAGCACUUACAUCCCAAGCAUUUAUAGAAGACAUUCAUGGAAGCCUUUUGUUUGUGUUUUUUUCCCCUGCACAUAUGCCUUUUUUUACGUCUGGCUUGUUGAGGAUAUCCUCUUGCCUUCUGCCUGCUACUCUGCGCACGGUCAGCCAACUGAGACCCUGUAACACAUGAACAAUCCCUCUGUGUGGAUAAUCGGAGUCUCAAUGAAUGUCUUCACAAGACGUCUUCUUGGACUUGGUCUGUUUAGAUAAACUGAUCAUCAAAUGUCUUUGUUGCUGGCUCUGCUGAAUAUAAUGUGGGUGGGUCUAUGCAGCUGUCUGUCUUUUAGUCAGGUACAGCUCGCAGUUACUUCUCAGAUAAUGUUCGAUUCCAUACAGUAAUUUUUUUCUCAAACUCUGAAGCCAUUUUAGUUUGUACAAUAAUGAAUCACCAUAAGCCUAUUCAUAUUACCACAUAGAAGCCUGUUGUUGCAGUAGCCCCCUUACUUUCCCUGACAACUUUAAAAAAGUUGAAACCGAGAUAGCCCUCUCAUUUGAUGUGGCUUUCAAAGUCCAUCAUAAGGAAUUCAUGUGAAUGAGUCGUGGUCAGUAACACCAGAGGUCUGAAUGUGAUUACCCUGAGCCACCAUAGAUACACAUGAUCAGCAAGGCAGAUAGUUCCAUAAAUGUGGAGGACUGGCUCCUCAUUUUCCAUGGGUGAGAGCCUAACGUCCACAUAGCCUCAGUUCUCUGUUGUCAUGACAAUCAUGUAGUCAAUCUUCUGUUAGAUUUCAUUUUGUCUCUUGUGGUGUUCAUAUCCUCAGUCUGUCUGUGUGUGUGUGUGUCUGUGUGUGUGUAAGUGAGCAAGAGAGAAACUUCUUUCGGUUUUUUUUAUCUCUGAAUAUGUUGCAGCUCUUAGAUGUUUACAAAUGUUGCCAUUAUUUCCCCUCAGGCAUCAUCUCUUGUUGUUUCCUGGAGGGGUUCUCCUCCUCCUGAAGAGCUUUUUGUUACCCUUCUCUGCCAGAUCCAAAUUAGUGGCCAUAAGUCAUCACUCAGUCCUUUCUGCAUGUCAGCACAUUUUAUGUGGUCAUGAAAGCCUGCUGACUGAGGAGGAUUCAGAACUGAUAUCUAGCUUUGGCAUCCCAUGUCCUAGCAGUCUGAUGUAGCCCAAUCAAAAGUGUACUAUAAGUACAGCUGUGUGCACUUAUGUUCGAGGUGGACCUGUGAACACAAAACUUGUUUAAUAAUUUAUAGGAGAAGAAAGAUUAUGUAUGGCUAAACAAAAAACUUAAAAUAUGUCUUAAUUUGAAUAUGAGUUGUACAUUGAAUAUUACUUUAAUCUUUGGGGUUAAAGAUCUGUUUAAGACUGUUUAUGAAUAGAUUGUUCUGUGAAAUGUGCUUUUUAUGUAAUUUCCUAAAUAUGAAUGCAUGUUUUUGUUAAUCUGGAGCUUUUAUAUGCCACAUUAUCAGGCUGUCUGACAAUGAGCAGUGUUGUUUUUAGUUUGUAAAUAGUGCAUUGCGAUGCAUGGACUAGCUUAUGCAUUUUAUGAAAUGCUGUGAAACGUGGUCAAAUGUGUGCUCCACUAAGAUCGCCUCUGUAAUUAAAUGACAUAAAUGCA